Molecule: messenger RNA, 925 nt
Organism: Misgurnus anguillicaudatus (oriental weatherfish)
Lineage: Eukaryota; Metazoa; Chordata; Actinopteri; Cypriniformes; Cobitidae
Gene: nsl1
Product: NSL1 component of MIS12 kinetochore complex
Biological process (GO): mitotic sister chromatid segregation
Cellular component (GO): MIS12/MIND type complex; kinetochore
Source: RefSeq, a predicted model, not a curated record
AUGGAAAUAGAUGAUCGUGCGAGUGAAGCAGAUUUUAGAGUAAAUGUCAAGUCAAAAGCAGUCGUUCGGGAACAGCUUGAAAAGUAUAAAGACGUAUUUAAAACGUUGCUAGAUGGCCAAAGUCAAAUUUCCGAAGAGGACAAGGCCAAACUGCUGAAAGAAAUGGUUGUGAACUUUGAGUUUGCAGUACAGGAAAAUAUAGUUAUUGGUGGCUUAUCAUGGGAUGAGGCAUCAGAGGAAUAUUGUGAAGACAAUGAGAGUAAGUUAAAUGACACAUUGGAUGAGAAGAUUGUUGAAACUGCUUUGAAACGCAGCUCUUACCCGAAGCAAAUACGCAACCAAGUUGUGCGCUCACUGAGAGCAGAGAGAAAGCUUAUGGGUUUGUAUGAACAGGCAGUAAAGCCAGAAGACAUAAAACCAGACCCUGUUCAAGAAACUAUCAUGAAAAACUUAUCCACCACUGCUCCCACCAUGUUCAAACAAGCCAGUGCAGUUAUGAAGUCUCUGAGAAGUCUGAAGCAGGCUGCCGACGGCUUGCGUCAAGCACUAAACAUGCAGCCUUCUUUGGAGUCGGUGGAAAUCUAUAAAGAAAUUUUGGGAAGUUCAGUGGGAGCUAGCUGUCCAGAUCUUCACCACAAGCUUCCCUCGACCAUCAAAAGAGCUGCGUCUGAUGCAGAAUACAGUGCAGAUUAUGUACCUGCUCCAAAAAUCAUUCACAAUGAGACGAAUAGUGAUGAAUAAAUAAAAUGUAGCGUGUGUGAGAAUGAACUGUGUGUGAAUGUUGUACUAAAUAUGAUUUGCUUUUAAAGGUGUGUAAUCUUUUGUAUGCUCAAAUAUUCAAGACAGAAAUGCAUGCGGUUUCCAUUGAAUCAGGUGUUACUUUUUUCUGUUUCCUCUAAAUCCAAUAAAUUACUUUUUUGGAGAA